CAUUUAACGCUCUCGGCUCGUUUCAGUUCUCGGGCAGGUGUCAAGCGAUGUACACACGAAACGCCGACGCGGUCACAAUUCCAGAAUAUCAUAUACAUGCUAUAUAUGCUCAAGUGGCUAAUUAACAUACGCGUUGCGACCCGUCUCUUUACCUGAACCUGAGCUGUCUGGACUACACUCUUUCACAUUUCUUUACGGGGAAGCGAGUACAAAGUCACAACAAAUUUUCAAAUUCAUUACUCUCGGUAUAUAUAUUUCUGUAUCCAAAAACCGAUCGUCAUGCUGGAUCCCAUUUCGGACGCACCGCUGGUCUUGGCCUACGUCUUCAUGUCGCUGCUGGUGCUUAUUCUGUGCUUCAUACUGGUCAAUGUGGUCCACAAGCUGCACCGCAGUCUCAACGGCGAGGUAUCAUCGGGUCUGGUUUCUCCUACACAGCAGCUGAAGACCUCCAUCAUGGAGCUAGACGCCAUGAAAACCGGUUAGGAUGGGUGCAGCGCAGCUGGCUAUGAGUGGCGCGAGAAUCUUAAAUCUCAUUCGGAUGUCGGAGCUCCGGUUUUAAUUCGGGCGAUUGGAGCGAUGUACGAGGAACGACAGCUGCUAACCACCCACACGCACGAACUACAAAACCUAGACGCCUGUUGAUAUAUUAACCUAAAGCAAUUAGUCGUAAAUACACGAAACUAGGCUUACGAGUAGAAAUUAACUACAUUUAACGCGCUGGUCCUCUAGUCAAUUAAUUGUUCGUUUUUGACCUAAGGUUAGGUUACAUGUACAUUGAUAUUGUAAAUAAAAUAAUGUGAACGAUAA
Drosophila teissieri is the source of this 807-nucleotide messenger RNA. RefSeq lists its product as uncharacterized. The transcript has a single exon. Bases 280 to 483 code for a protein of 67 amino acids. The record is from RefSeq and is a predicted model, not a curated record. NCBI's taxonomy places the organism in Eukaryota, Metazoa, Arthropoda, Insecta, Diptera, Drosophilidae.